Molecule: messenger RNA, 514 nt
Organism: Rhagoletis pomonella (apple maggot)
Lineage: Eukaryota; Metazoa; Arthropoda; Insecta; Diptera; Tephritidae
Source: RefSeq, a predicted model, not a curated record
CAACAAUCAAAAUGUUUUCAUACCAAAGGAAGGCUCACUAUCCCAUGGCUUGGGCCUUUUACACUGUGAAAUAAAAAUUUUCGACCAUCUGCUUCAUAUUGCUUAUAAACAAGAAGUGAAAGUAUGGGAUGUCACCAAAAACAUAAAAGAGUCUGUUGAUUUGUACGCUAGUCAAGUGAGAGAUAGAUUAUAUAAUGCUUUUAAAAUCAGAGUGGAUCAAGUAAUACAAGGCAAAGGGACAUCCAACAAUGGAAAUCUUGCCCGAAAAUUCCUUGAUAGACCCAAAGACUUUGCCAACGCUUUAGAUAUUGACGAGGAGUUAGUUUGCAAUCUCGCUACUAUCACUAAAGUUUAUAGAAGUGCGUUGGAGAUUGAAGUAGAGGAGCUUAAAAAGUUUAGUGAUUUUACUUAUAAACUCCACUAUAUAAAAUAUCCAUGGGCUCGCAUGAACCCUUCCAUGCAUAAAAUUUUACAACAUGGUCCUGAUAUUAGAGACAAUUCGGGAACAUUCUAG